GCGUUCAGUUUCAGGAAAUUGUGGAUGUUCACUGGGCCUGGCUUUCUGAUGAGUAUUGCGUUCUUGGACCCAGGAAACAUUGAGUCCGACCUUCAGUCUGGGGCAGCAGCAAGCUUUAAGCUGCUCUGGGUCCUCCUCUUAUCCACGUUCCUUGGCUUACUCCUGCAGAGACUUGCAGCUCGGCUCGGGGUGGUGACUGGACUGCACCUUGCUGAAGUCUGUCACAUUUACUAUCCAAAGCAUCCUCGCCGUAUCCUAUGGGUUAUGAUUGAGAUUGCUAUCAUCGGGUCUGACAUGCAGGAGGUCAUUGGCACAGCAAUUGCCAUCAAUCUACUGUCCAAUCAAAGGAUUCCUAUUUGGGGAGGAGUCAUUAUAACCAUAGUGGACACCUUCGUAUUCCUGUUGCUUGACAAAUAUGGUCUCCGGAAGUUGGAAUUUUUUUUUGCUUUCCUGAUUGCGAUUAUGGCACUAACAUUUGGAUAUGAGUAUGUGGUGGUUAAACCCGAUCAGGGGGAAGUAGUGAAGGGUCUAUUCUAUCCGUACUGUGCUGGAUGUGGCAGAACUGAACUCCUUCAGGCUGUGGGGAUCGUUGGGGCAAUCAUCAUGCCCCAUAAUAUCUACCUCCACUCAGCUCUCGUCAAGAGCAGACAAGUUGACCGGAGCAGACCAUCAGAGUUGAAGGAGGCGAAUAUGUAUUACCUGAUCGAGUGCUCCAUUGCCCUGUUUAUAUCGCUGCUCAUCAAUAUAUUUGUUAUUGCUGUGUUUGGAGCUGCCUUCUACCAGAAGACCAAUAUGGAUGUGUAUGACAUCUGUGCCAAGAGUGGAAGCCCCUACCUCCAUGUGCUGCCAAGGGACAACAACACCUUGGAUGUGAAUAUCUUCAAAGGGGGAGUUGUCCUCGGAUGUUAUUUUGGAUCACCUGCGCUCUAUAUCUGGGCCAUUGGGAUUCUAGCUGCAGGUCAAAGUUCAACAAUGACAGGGACCUACUCUGGACAAUUUGUGAUGGAGGGCUUUCUCAACCUGUCUUGGAGCCGAUUUAAGCGAGUGACUCUAACACGAUCGCUGGCGAUCAUUCCUACGUUGUUUGUAGCAGUGUUUCAGGACAUGUCCAGCCUGUCAGCCAUGAACGAUAUUCUCAACGUCUUGCAGAGUAUUCUGCUCCCAUUUGCUCUCAUCCCAAUCCUGACCUUCACCAGCCUCAGGUCAUUAAUGCAACAGUUCACCAAUGGAGUGAUUUGUAAGAUAGUCGGUGUUUUAAUCACCCUUCUGAUCCUGAUUAUCAAUGCUUACUUUGUGGUGGAUUAUAUUGAGCACUUGGACAGAGUUUGGCUCUACGUUGUCAUUGGGGUGAUUCUGCUCUUCUACCUCAUCUUUGUGUUUUAUUUGGUAAGUUUUGGUAAGAAGUCUCUUAUUAUAGCCUUGGGUCAGCUUGGAUACUGGAGCCUAUUGUCACAGCCACUCUCCUGUUCCACACUGGCCCCGCACCACGGGAUUGAGAUAUUGCCUGGCUGUGGGGAGGACAGGGCAAAUUCACCAGAAUAA
Molecule: messenger RNA, 1542 nt
Organism: Chiloscyllium plagiosum (whitespotted bambooshark)
Lineage: Eukaryota; Metazoa; Chordata; Chondrichthyes; Orectolobiformes; Hemiscylliidae
Source: RefSeq, a predicted model, not a curated record